UUCAUGCAGAUCCACUGGUGAGUGAAAUCAAGUCGCGUAGGCUACGUGUUGGUGGGUGGUAUGCUGUUCCCUACACGGGUGGCAUCGUGACAAAACCGCAGUUUGCUCAAGAAGUGCAGUGUAGUUUCACUGUCUCAUUUAAGGAAAUUCCGAGAAGGCGCUACAGAAGUUUUGAAAGCCAGUGCAUGACCAUCUACACGAGGUAAGACACGUCCGCUCUUCUGCUACUGUAGUCACCGCAUUUGAGUUAUUUUUUCCAUUGCUGUAUUACUUUCAGUCAUAGAACGCGCUUUAAACCUGCCAGACCUGCUGUCACGAAAACCCGAGAUGAGCUCGUUUUAUUUUCAAUGGAUUUUACUCUCAGCACUUUGGAUUGCAGGGAGUCCGAUGCACAUCAUAAAUCGCAGGUCAUAUGCCAUCAGUGCUGGUCUUGCAUUUAGGAUUGAGUGCAACGAAGAGAGUGAAUUGCAGAAUGUGAGUGUGAGCUGGAGCCUUGUUCCCAGUCGGAGUCUGGAUAAUAUCAACGGAAUAAACACUAACGUCAACGAGCUCUGGUUUCUACCUGCUGACCUCUCCCACAGCAGAUCCUACUCUUGUCUCAGCAGAAAAGGCAAUGAAACCUGGGAAACAAUAUUUGAGGUCUGCGUUGAGAAUAAAACAUGCCCCCAUGUGAACAGAAAAGACGAAGUAACAAGCACAGAGGAACUGUCUUGUUUCCUUCCUCACAUCUUUGAAAUAGACCCUCAAGCUCAAGUGACCUGGAGAAAUAACUGCCACCCACUCAAUGUGACAAACAGUAAGGUUUUCCCAAUAAACAGAUCCCAGGACAAGGUUGGACUGUAUACGUGCUUUGUGAACUUUACUUUUGGAGGGAAAAAUUACUCUGCUGCCCAGACAACAGAAAUCUACAGCCACUCUUCAGAUUAUGUGGUGACAAAGCCUGAAAUCAUCUACCCAAAGCAAGAAACACAAAAAGUAACACUUGGUGAAAGUUGCACACUUAAGUGCAAAGCUCUCGUUGGGAAGAACGACAAUGGAGAAACUUUUAUUUACUGGUCUAGUGACUCUGAAUCUCUUGAUCCGACCUUCAACUUCAGCAUCGUGAAAGAGGGCGAUCGGGAGUACCUGCUGUCUGUUUUAUACAUCACAGAAGUCACAGAAGAAUAUUUCUACACUAAUUUCACCUGUGCGGUUCAACACCCAGUAGGUUCAGAUUUUGGAAAAGUCUUUCUUAUUCCAGCGAGUCAGAAUGAGCGUUAUUACUGGAUCGGUCUUGGUCUGGUGGCUCUGCUCAUAUUACUGUGUGCCGUGGUGUUUCUCUUUAGAGUCGAUCUGGUUCUGGCUUACAGAGCUGUUUGCUCGUCUGCUGCCGUAAGCAGCGAUGGCAAGUUGUACGAUGCGUAUGUGAGUUACCUUCAUGGUGAUCAGCACAGCUCAUCUUCUGCGAUGACGUUUGCCUUGGAUUUCCUUCCUGCGGUGCUGGAGGAUCUUUAUGGUUACAAACUCUUUAUCAGUGGUCGUGAUGAACUUCCUGGGGAAGCGGUGCAUGAAGUCAUUGCUGACAGAAUGAGCCGAAGUAGAAGGCUGAUCAUUGUUCUUACAUCACAGAGCUGUGUGUCGCCUCAAACCGACGCCAGCAAGAGCCUUUUAUCAGAUAAACUCCCCAUAUCAGACCAUGAUGUGCAAUUGAAAGAAACAACCACUUCCUUUGACCAAAUAUGGGCCGCUUACGAGCAGCGGGUGGGUCUCUAUGAUGCUUUAGUGAAGCAGGGUCUGAAAGUCAUCCUGGUGCAGGUGGAGGACGGGGUUGAAGAGGCUCUGCUGCCCGAAUCUUUGCAAUACAUCAGCCGCACUAAAGACAUCCUCAAAUGGAGGCAGAACGCCAGUGAUCGGGGGAACAGAAGCUUCUGGAAAUACAUGCGCUAUCGAAUGCCUCCAGCGAAACGGCGGAAGAACCAAGAGCUGACGGUGAUUUGAGAUCUCUUUGACACUCUACACAAGUACCUGAACUCGUUAUGAAUGUGUAUUGAUUACACAAGUCAAGUGUGCUGCGAGAAACACAAGAAUGCACACUGAGGGGCCGUUCACAAAGAAUGCAUUUUUCUAUUCCAGUGUGCUAGACCGUUAUGCUCGCGUCUCGCACAUGAGCGCCACGUUUUUAAGACGCCGUGUCAAGUGAAAAGAAUUUAAACCUUUCAGCGCCAUGCAGCGCCGCUCAUCAAUGUCAGUUCCACAGCAGUGGACCAAUCAGA
Molecule: messenger RNA, 2252 nt
Organism: Sinocyclocheilus anshuiensis
Lineage: Eukaryota; Metazoa; Chordata; Actinopteri; Cypriniformes; Cyprinidae
Gene: il1rl2
Product: interleukin 1 receptor-like 2
Exons: 11
Coding region: 328-1977 (549 amino acids)
Biological process (GO): signal transduction
Source: RefSeq, a predicted model, not a curated record